AUGACGGCGGAAAACUCAAUCAUAUCGACAACUUUUCAACUUGGAAGCAAUGGAGCCUGGUUCGAGAACUUAGCUGUACGGCCAAAAGGAAACCUCCUUGCAACUCGUAUCGACGUACCCAAGCUCUGGUCCAUCAGUACAGCACCUAUAUCGGAAACCGGCCAUCCUUUUUACACGUUCCCCCGUGAAAGCAGCGUAAUGGGAAUUGCAGAGAUUGGCGAGGAUAUCUACGCGGUUGUUACUGGAAACCUCUCCAUAUCCACCAUCAGCCCGGUACCCGGGACACAACCAACCCAAAACAAAAAUCUCGCGUACAACCCGGACGCUCACCUGCUUAACGGCAUCAUAAAGUUCGGAAAUAACUUAUGUCUUAUUACGGAUUCAAAAAAGGGUGUUAUUUGGCGUCUUGACCUUACCACCGGGGAAUACUCCCAAGCUCUUUCCCAUGCACCCUUGCUUCCAGAAGAGGAUCAACCAGUCCAAGUAGGUGCAAAUGGAAUUAAGGCGCUGCACAGUUACGUCUACUUCACCAGCACGACCAGGGAGAUCUCCAGACGGAUCCCUGUCGACGAGCAUGCUUCCGCCACUGUUCAGCUUGUCGCUGGAAACGAAUUCAAGCUUACUGUUGCGGGUUCUACGGCUAUUGCCUUGAGUAAAGACCGAACGGUACUGUACGUCGCCACGAGUGGAGCACAAAUUGCCCCUGUUAUGAGCCAGACAGUUAAACCGGCUAAGAUUGUUGCUGUGAGGCUUUAA
Messenger RNA from Aspergillus ruber CBS 135680, 756 nucleotides. RefSeq lists its product as uncharacterized. The transcript has 3 exons. Lineage: Eukaryota; Fungi; Ascomycota; Eurotiomycetes; Eurotiales; Aspergillaceae. The coding region runs from base 1 to 756 and encodes 251 amino acids. The record is from RefSeq and is a predicted model, not a curated record.